Zygotorulaspora mrakii is the source of this 1176-nucleotide messenger RNA. It is a transcript of the gene REX3, whose product is annotated as RNA exonuclease. The record is from RefSeq and is a predicted model, not a curated record. The coding region runs from base 1 to 1176 and encodes 391 amino acids. Gene Ontology annotation, cellular component: nucleus. Gene Ontology annotation, molecular function: exonuclease activity; nucleic acid binding. Lineage: Eukaryota; Fungi; Ascomycota; Saccharomycetes; Saccharomycetales; Saccharomycetaceae. The transcript has a single exon.
AUGUCUCAUCCUUUACGUCCAAUAGAUCUGGUAAGACAACCAGCCCCGUUUCAGGAUCGGUACAAGAUACUGCAGAAACUUUUAGCGCACUUGCAAAAGGUGAAGCCCAAUGCUGCGGAAAAGCUCAACAAGCUUGCUGUAGGGCUAGAAGCACGAGUAGCUAAAUCUAGUAGCUCUCCACAGAGCUAUCGGUUCAACAUGAGCAUUUUGAUGCGGGAUCUAACUAAAUAUAAAGGGGAUCUGUCGCAGAUACGGGUAGGACAAAAACCAAUAGUUGCGAGGGACAAAACGAGGCCAUCGAACAUAACCAAGCUUAAUGCAAUGGAGAAGCUGAAGGCAGUUAUCAUUGAUACGGAAGUUUUAAAGAAAAAUGGUUAUAUAAUAGGAAAAGAAACGACUGAGGAUCCAGCUGACUUAAUCUAUACUACUUGCAUUCGAUGUAAUACCAAGUUUGAAAAAGCAAAGAUAAUGGAAAAUGCAUUCUGCCGAUACCAUAUCUCUAAGAAACAGUUCGACAAGGUUUCCAAAACAUACCAGUAUCCUUGUUGCGGGGAAACUACGGUCUCGACCUCGUUUCUGCGUUUAGGUUGUCAAACUCAGAACCACCACGUCUUCAGGUCAGAGACAUACGAGGAAUUAUCUACUAUAUCGAAAUUCAUUUCAACUGAUAAUUACUCAGGUGAAGAAAAUGUUUUGGCUUUGGACUGUGAGAUGGCAUUCACUUCAUUAGGUUACGAAAUGAUCAGGCUCACAAUCGUUGAUUUUUUCACAUCAAAGACGCUUUUUGAUGAAAUUAUUCGCCCUAUCGGUGAAGUUAUUGACCUUAACUCUCAAUUCAGUGGUGUUCACGAGAUAUGUGAGUCUAAUUCUAUGAGCUAUCAUGAGGCAAUGAGAAAAGUAGUUUCGGAAAAGCUGAUCAACAAAAAUACCAUUUUGAUAGGACACGGUCUAGAAAACGAUCUCAAUGUUAUGAGAAUAGUGCAUAAAAAAAUCAUAGAUACCGCAAUCUUGUAUUCAAAAGGAAGAUAUAAGUCAUCUUUAAAGAAUUUCGCUUUCGAAUUCUUAAGUAGAGAGAUUCAGAACGGCGAGCAUGACAGUUCUGAAGAUGCAAUAGCCACAAUGGAUGUUGUUAAAGUACGGCUCGGCAUCCCGGUUGAGCAAACUGGGUGGGAUUAA